GCGGUGUAACAACGCCCAUUAGUAUAAUCUUCUACAAUAAAACUGCUAGAAAAUUUUGUGGAAGAUGGCGUUUUCUUUUGCUCUCGCUCUUUUACAUUUCUUUCUUUCCGGUUAGCAGUCAUGCCCUUCCAAAGAUUUGUACAAACUGGUCGCAUUGCGAAAUGCUCGGCUGGUCCCUUGAAGGGACGUCUCGUCGCCAUUGUCGACGUGAUUGACCAAAACAGGGUUCUCGUUGAUGGUCCCUUGACUGGUGUCCCCCGCCAAGAAUACAGAUUGAACAAUCUGCACUUGACCAAGUACCGCAUCAAGUUCCCCUUCACUGCCCCCACACGUGUUGUCCGCAAGGCAUGGACCGAAAGUGACUUGAAGGCCCAAUGGAAAGUUAGUCCCUGGUCCACCAAGGCUCAAAACAUUUGCAAGCGCUCCCAAUUGAACGAUUUCGAUCGCUUCAAGCUGCGUUAUGCCAAGCGUCAACGCAACAAGUUGUUGACCAUUGCCUUCAACGCCUUGAAGAAGCGUACCAAGGAAGAUGGUACCGUCCGUAAACUCAAGAAGGACAAACGUGAUCGCAUUCGCGAAUUGAAGGCUAAGGGUGUCAAGAAGGGCGCUGCCAAGAAGUAAAUUUGAUAAAACAUAUUUACUCUUGACAUAACACACACACAUGUUCUGAAUAGUUAUUUAGUACGUUUUUUUCUUUAAAGACCUAAAGAAAGAAGAUAAUAAACAAAUAUGAUGAAAAAACAAA
Molecule: messenger RNA, 745 nt
Organism: Musca domestica (house fly)
Lineage: Eukaryota; Metazoa; Arthropoda; Insecta; Diptera; Muscidae
Gene: RpL14
Product: large ribosomal subunit protein eL14
Exons: 4
Coding region: 121-621 (166 amino acids)
Biological process (GO): ribosomal large subunit biogenesis; translation
Cellular component (GO): ribosome; cytosolic large ribosomal subunit
Molecular function (GO): structural constituent of ribosome; RNA binding
Source: RefSeq, a predicted model, not a curated record